Molecule: messenger RNA, 1137 nt
Organism: Naegleria fowleri
Lineage: Eukaryota; Heterolobosea; Eutetramitea; Acrasida; Naegleriidae
Exons: 1
Coding region: 1-1137 (378 amino acids)
Source: RefSeq, a predicted model, not a curated record
AUGCAAGGAACACUUUCUGUACGUGAUCGUUGUGGUGAGCCUGCUCUUUGCAGCAAUUUACCCAAUCGUGAUCAUGUCGCCACCUCAUCUCAUCCACGUGAUCAAGCGAAUUACAACUUGAACGAUGCCAUAAUCGUUUCUAUUCUUGAACGAGACAGAUAUUUAUAUGAUGAGUACUAUUACUAUUGCCAUGCACGUGCUAACGCACCAGAAGAAUACUAUUAUAGACCCCUCCGUAGAAAGCACAACGCAGAUCAACAUCCUCUUUAUGUCUUGGAUAUAAUUUCUAUCAUAUGGAGCUACAUUCCUGAACAGUAUUGGUUGCCCUCUCUUGUGAAUUUAAUGUUAAGCUGCAAGAGUAUUGCCAGAGCAUGUUUAUCAAAAGAGGCCAUAGCAAGUCUAUGGAUGCGAUCACCAGGAUUUCAUGUGAAUUCAGAGGGUUUGAUGACAUUCAUGUUGCGAGACUUGUUGGAAAUUUGUAAAAUGUAUCGAAACGAUUGUGCGACUAUAUUCAAAAAAAAAUUGACCAUCUCUCGUAUUUUGAAACUGUGUACCAAGGGGCUUAGUUUAACUGAGAAAUUCGAAAACGUGACACUCCACAAAAUGUUUAUUUCUCAGAAAUCUCUGAUUGAGCUGCUUGGAAUGCAAAGUAGAAUCAAGUUCUUGUCAUUCGAGGGUUGUAAAACCUUACAAGACGUUGAGAAACCAGUAGUUUUGAAAACACAACAUUUAACUGGACUUUCCUUUCUAAAUUCUGAGAUUUUCUUUCCCAACUCUACAACGUUUCCCAAAACACUCCAGUCAUUAGAAUUUUUUAAUACAUUGUCUGAGAGCGAUCAGGGGAUUACAAACAAAAUUUGGUCGCAAUUGAAAACCUUGAAAUUAUGGUCUGAUACUGAUUUUCUUCAUAAAUGCAGUUUUCAACGGGUGCCUCUGACACAUCUCAUCGUUCCUGGACUGCAAUGUAAUAUCCCUGACUGCGUUGUUGGUUUAACAUUGGUUUCAUUAACAUAUCGUCAACUCCACAAAAAAGCUGAUUCAAUUAAGCAGAAUAUGUCUCCAUUCAAGCAACUUAAGAGCUUAGAAAUUCGAAAAUUGAAAAUUUCUCGAAACAUCCCUUUUGACCAAGUUGUUUGA